AUGGGGCGCGUCAAGAUUGCUCCCACUCCGCGUGCUGCGGCCCUCAACGAUGCUAUGCGACGAGCUGCCACUCAAAUCAGCCCUCCCACGGCCGAAGCCGUCAGGAAUGAUCUUGCUAACACGAGCAAGGCGGGGAAGCAACUCACCCGCAAUUCACUGCCUACUCCACGGGGCUCCCAAGACCGGGCAACCUCUGAACCCACCAGCAAACGUAAGGCUGCCAGUGAAUCCAAGUCAGACUCCAAUCUCCCAAAGAAGGACACCAAACUUGCUCUCCGCUCCUCCAACAAGCCUCCCGCCACUCCCUCUGCUGUCGUCGACAUGGAUGAUGCUGCCGAUGUGUCGGCUGAUGGGCCGCCAAGUAAGCGUCAAAAAGUUGACGAGGCAUCUCCCGCUCCUCGUCGCUCCACUCGCACCAAGCCUCCCAAAGACGAUACGACUCCGCCUACUACCAGACCCCUUCGCUCUGUCGGUCGCAAAUCAAAGAAGCAUUCGAAAAUCGUCGACGAGGCUGAGGACGAUCAAGCCAGUACCGAUUCCUCCCCUAAACCGCAGGAGGAAGUCGUCGCCUUGAAGCAGGACAUUGCUAAGACCGAGACUGCCUCAAUUGAUACUCAAUCCGACCUCGAAAAUGCAAUCGAAGGCUCUGAGUCCUUCCCUUCACCUACUUCUGCCACAACUGAUACCCAGGUCAUGGCAGUGAAUGCCACACGAUCUGCCACAGGCCCUCGACCUCGCGAUGCCACGAGUCUUCCACCUCCGAGUUUCCAAACUAGCGAUCAAAUUGUCAGUGGUGGCGCAGAAUUUCAUCCUCUUCCCACCACCAAGCUCUCCUCCGCUCCGACCACGGCAAAUGACAUUCCGGAUACUCAGAAUCCCUCGGAAUCGAGCCACUCAAUCCCGUACACCUUCUCUCCAGGGGCUGCGUACGUAUCAACUCCAGCUGAUGUGGUGCCUGUCAACGGCGUCCAUGAUCCGGCAAGCAGCCAGACUGGUCAGAACGGCAAUGUGCCUCCACCCAAUACUAUCGCAGUGCAAGGGCCACCAUUUCCUCCCGGUCAUUACAUGCUGCCACACAAUUUUGGUCACCUUGCGACGCCUGUUGGCGCCAAUGGCCAGCCUCUCCACUUCGUGCCCAGCCGGCGCGGUCAAAAGGUCAAAGGUCGUCCUCCUCCGAAGGCUGCUUCCACAUCUAAGUCGCCGACUCUUCUUCAGGCGUCUUCGAGUCCAGAUACCAGCGCCCAUGCUAGUGGCCUCGCAACUGCGAAUGCCAGCGCUAGUCCGAGCGCCAGCGCGCUCGCCCUCGAUGCCAAAAAUCGUGCUCUCGCUAAUACCUAUCCACGCAAACAGCCCUUUAAGGCACAGAUCGAAUUUCCAGGCUACCCUCCUCCCAAUGCUGAGAUACCGGGCAACUACACCAUGUGGGAGAUCUGUCAGCUUAUGCCAAACGCAUUGCGGGAGAACAAUUUGCGAGCUUUUGUUCAGCGUGAGUGGUCAGCCAACGAGCUCUGCGCCUGUCUCAAGGACGACGCCCGAGCCGUCUUGAACGCUCGGCCCGGAAAGGACAAAACCAUGGUGUUUCAGAAGCGCCUCGAACGCAUCAAGAAAGACCUUGUUGCGAAGGGCGAAUUUGAAGCUCUCGUUCGAGCGCCUCCAUUGCGAGAAGAUGGCCGACCGACAUGGGUCAAGCGUGGCAACGUACGACGGAAGUAG
Messenger RNA from Cyphellophora europaea CBS 101466, 1713 nucleotides. RefSeq lists its product as uncharacterized. Bases 1 to 1713 code for a protein of 570 amino acids. The transcript is spliced from 2 exons. The record is from RefSeq and is a predicted model, not a curated record. NCBI's taxonomy places the organism in Eukaryota, Fungi, Ascomycota, Eurotiomycetes, Chaetothyriales, Cyphellophoraceae.